AUGCUCCUCUCAGCGCUUUUCGUCCUGCUGGCUCUCACUGAGGUCGCCAAUGCGGCUAUGGAGGUGCCGGGGGCCGGUGCUUCGCUAGGGCAGUGAACCUCCGCCACAUCAAUCGAUUUCGGCACCACUGCCACACCAUGCGUGUUGAAAAACAGCACGACAGUAUGGAUGCCGGCUCCACCGCUGUGGGUAUGGACGCUCGACGACUGUCAGAAUCAACCGCACCCCGAGUUUCUCAGCAGCUGGCCCAAUCAGUCAUCACUGACGCUUUGGUCGAGUAGAAGCGCUGCCACUUCCUACGCUUCACGUAGCACCUCAUCUGAUCUCGUGUACCGCGCCGUCUGGUCGACUGGUGCGUUGCACGUGAAGGCGGUGACUAGGGGGGGGGGCAACGUCGGGGACGCCGAGCUCGAGGUGGUCAGCGCUAUCGCGGCCGACCUGCUAGACAUUGGUGAGCUUGACAUUGUCGUGCAGGCCAGUAAUGGAUCCAUCUGGCCGCUGCUCUUCCGUCACCCCCGCGUCGUCAUCAUCCUCGUCCACCUCGCCCUUUCGGUCCAUUUCUAUCAUCAACGUUGGCGCAGCUGCCUCCCCUGUCGCUCCCUCCACCCAAUCAAGACGGCGCCUGCUGUGUCGCUGGAGUUCAAGAUGCCCAAUGCUCCCCAACUUACUGUGGUGCCGGAUGUUCUAUGCACCCUGGCGAACCCGCAUGUGGCACAGGCUGCGCUGGCCUUCGUGAAUACGCAGGAUCAGCUUGUCCUUCUUUUUCGCAUCGUGGGUAUGCCCGUACCGUCAACACUGCAGUGGUCUCCAGGUUACGCGACGCGUGUGCUUGUGGACGAGCACAGCAGCACCACGCAUCGGUCUGUAUUGCCCUUCUCUAUUCUGCUGGCGGACGUGAACGAAGACUGCGCAGCGGAGCUGCUGCUCGCGGUGCGCGACACGCAGAGGCAGCGGUGCGAAGUGCGCAUGUUCAGUCAGAGCGGAAUGACAGCACCGGCCGCAACGUCGCCUUCUUCAGUAUUUGUCUCAUCAUUGCUGCUGCAGCAGCUAGCCGAGGAUGCCGGAGAGCGCUACGGCGAGACCUUUACGUUUGCCGACAUGAGUGGCGACGGCCUGCCGGAGCUGCUGCUCUCUGUUCAGCUUGCCAACAGUACCGCAUGCUUCUCCGCAGCAGAUACGACGGAUGUCACGGAGACUUGCACUCCGUACCAUGCUAUCCGCGUCUUCUACCCAAUCCGCGCUUUGGGUGUUGGUGGUGGACCGUCAUGCGGGCCGCCUGAAUCGAGCGACGAGCGACACCUCACGUACACGGUCACCCAGAGGGAGCUGUUUGUGUUGAAAGGAGGAGUGGUGUGGAGUGGCACAGUGGAGUGCAACCAGCCAACCGUAAGCGAGAGGCUUCCCCUGUACAUGCCGAGUUACCCAUCAGCACCGCUAGUGCUCCAACCAGGCAACUACAACCGCGAUCGUAGAUCUAGUCAUCCCCAGCUCCUUCAGGUCUCUUGUGCUGACCUCGCGCACUGCCAGCGGCGCUCGGGCGAUGGUGUGCACACCCCUUGACGCGAGUGUUGGAAGUUCAGCAGUGGAGCAGGCCAUAACGACCGCCCAAAACCCACCAGCGCCUCUGCGGCCUCCCGAGAAGCCUACCGCGCAGCCACACCGUUGUUUGCCGCGCUGACCCAGCCUGGACGGCUGGAGGUGAUUCUGACACACCAUAGGUGGUACUCGAGCGCCGACACGGCGAGAACAGCUGCGAUGACGGCCGCUGAUAUUGACCACAGCGUGAUGCAGGUCUACCAAAACGAGGCGGUGUCGAGUCGAUCCUACUUUCCCUCGGCGUCGGCUAUCGCGGCGGCUGCGCAUGGUGCCGCAUUCGUCGGAACAACGCAUCACAUGAGAUGGCAAGACAUUCACAUGCAUUCGCACUGGGCCCCUGUGGCACAGAUCGACAGAACACAAAGCCCCGCGUUGCUCCCCUCGCAAAUGCUGGUCGGUCUUGACGAGACCUUCUCCUACGUGCAUGAGUACACCGUCGGACUUCGGGUGACACGGUGCACCAGCUGCACGGUGAAUGUAAUGCAGGCAAACAGGUUGAGUGCGACGGAGCUUAUGCAAUUGAUGCAGCGCAAGGAGUGA
Leishmania braziliensis MHOM/BR/75/M2904 is the source of this 2136-nucleotide messenger RNA. Lineage: Eukaryota; Euglenozoa; Kinetoplastea; Trypanosomatida; Trypanosomatidae. The record is from the annotation of a RefSeq genome assembly.